This is a messenger RNA of Zygotorulaspora mrakii, 5097 nucleotides long. RefSeq names its product Dop1p (gene DOP1). NCBI's taxonomy places the organism in Eukaryota, Fungi, Ascomycota, Saccharomycetes, Saccharomycetales, Saccharomycetaceae. Bases 1 to 5097 code for a protein of 1698 amino acids. Gene Ontology annotation, cellular component: trans-Golgi network; endosome. Gene Ontology annotation, biological process: Golgi to endosome transport. The transcript has a single exon. The record is from RefSeq and is a predicted model, not a curated record.
AUGGCAUCGCUUCAACUGAAGCCGUUGACUAUUGAUUCAAAUAGCAGGCAACUAGAUUCGAAGCAGAAGAAGUUUAAUGCUAAUAUCCAGCGUGCGCUGGAACAUUUCGAUUCGGUUACUGAAUGGGCAGAUUAUAUUGCUAGUCUUGGUAAGCUUUUGAAAGCCCUGCAAAGCUGGUCUCCACAAUUCCAAAAUGUUAGAUAUUAUGUUCCUUCCCCUUAUCAAGUCAGUAGAAGGUUAACAUCAUCGCUAUCUCCAAAUUUACCAGCAGGGGUUCAUCAAAAAACAUUGGAAGUAUACACAUUUAUAUUUGAGCGGAUUGGGCAGGAUACUUUAGCUGCAGAGUGUAACAUAUGGGUUCCCGGUAUCUUACCGCUGAUGACAUAUGCAUCUAUGUCGGUCAAGUCUCAUCUAAUUGAGCUAUAUGAUAACUACUUAAUAGAACUACCUUCUUCUACUCUCAAGCUUCUCAUAAGGCCCCUAUUGGCCAGUUUAUUACCGGGAAUCGACGACGAGAGCAGUGAAUUUCAGCCGCUGGUCAUGAAACUAAUCGAAAAUUUGAAAGAAAAUUUAGCUGAGGACAGUUUAUUUUGGCAGACAUGUUUUCUUGUUAUGAUAACGAGUAAAGAGCGUCGUUUAGGUGGGUUAGUAUGGUUGACAAAGAAGUUUCCGUCUUUGAACCCAGUACCACAUCUGGUACUACAGAAAAAUAGAAAGGGACAGGAUAAUCAAACUAGCGAUGGAAGGGAAGAUAAUAUCAAAUCAGAUUUGAAAGAGAUUAGAGAAGAAGCCUUUUCGGUGCUACUUCCUUCAGCCAAGGCACUAUUGUCGCCAGAGCCUGGAUUACUAAUUCGUUGUAUGGUUUGCUGUUUGGCACAUGACAACGAUCUGAUCAUUAAGAGGGGUAUAUGGGAUUUACUACUGCAAAGGUUUCAUUUGAACUCACCGGUACUGGACUGUUUAGUAAGUGCGUCGGAUAAAAAAAUGCUGACGAUAAGUUGUUGUAAAACAACCUUAGAGAAAGAUAUGUCUUUGAAUAGAAGGGUAUGGAAUUGGUUAUUGGGACCAGCCUUUUCUUCUACGGGAAAUUCCACCAAUUCUACUGCAGGGGCAAUUCCUGAUAAAGAUCAAGAUAAAACCCUGACGGUGAAGAGUAACGAAUACUUUUCCCAACACGGUGCCAAAGCCAUAGUGGAUGGAUUGAAAGACAUGGUAAAAGUAGAGGCUACGAUAAUAACAGUAUUCAGUAUUUGUCUUUCUGUAAUGGAUAGAUGGGAAAUAGGCUCAUUAAUAAUUCCUGAAAUGUUCAUUCCUUUGAUGCAAGCAGCUCAAACAUUCAAGCAGAAUGCUCAAGUUAUGAAAACUGCUAACACUUUCUUUGAUACCGUGGAAACAAAUAUCAUUUGGGGAAAAAUUUAUCAGCAUGUCACGCAAACAGAAGAUCUGGAGUUUUUAGAUUUUAUUCUGAGCUAUUUCAAUAUUGCGAGUGAUGAGGAGAUUAUCAUUCGUCAUUUACCUCUCGUUUUACUAGCUCUCCUGUGCCAUGAAAGUGAAACUAAAGAAGGGUCUACCGACCUGAAAGAAAGCAUUUAUGAGGUUUGCAUGAAUUUGCUAAGCAACAUUCCAGAAAGGGCGUUUUUACCAUUAGCUGCAAGCUCGCAAUUGAAUCAUGAUGGUGCUCUUCCAAAAAGUAUAGAUAUUCUCAAAAAUAUUACGGAUUUUUAUAUACGUGUGUCUGAUUCGGUUGUUUUGCAAGAUAUGGAGAAUCUGAAUGAUGUUUCGCCACCUUUCGACCAUCAAGAACUGACAAUUUUAACGGUAAACCAAGCACAUGAACUUCUUCUUGAUAGCUUGAAAAAUGACGAACUGGUCAUAGAGGCGGCUCAAAUUUUUAUUUCGAUUUAUGAAAGAGUACCAGCUCACAGCACUGAUGAAGAAGACGAAUCACUCGUGUCUGAUGGCUUGAAUAACCGAAGAUUAGUUGAUGCAAUUUUCAUGAGAAGCAAGAAAGCUGCGGAAAAGCAUAGUGACUCAGUUUAUGGAAUUGCUGAGAUUUUUAGUAAAUAUCUCUCCUCUCGUAUUUCGCUCCUCGAGAUAAACAAAUUGUUGAAGCUUGUACUUUCAGCCCUGUGGAAAUGUCUGGUGACACCAUCUAGGCAGCUGAGUGCCGUUAAAUGUUUAUUGAGCCUAGAGAAAUCUCUGGAGCCUGCGUAUGUUGAGGGCGCCCUUUCAUAUGCUUUUCUACAGGAAAAUGACAUAUCCAAAAGCAUUAUUGUAUUGGAUCUUCUAUGGAACCAUCUCGAACCUAGAUCGAUAGUACUUCGUAGACCAUUGGAACUUAUGAUUGAUGAACUGUUUCUGGAAGAAAAUCCGCAUUACUUGAGCGUGUCCAAAUGGGUACUUUCAGUUCUGAAUGCUGGCUCCGCUAAUAGGCUGUUCUAUUUUCUGACACACAAGUUACUCGAAUUUGAUUUUCUAAACAGAAGCGAAUUACAAGAUUUGGAUGAUCUUGACAAUUUCACAUAUCGUAUUCAAGCGCUGACAUCUGUACUCAAGACAAACAACAGAGUGGUUAUAAAACUUUUUUCUUCCGAACUAUCCUCCAUAGAUUCGCUAACUAUUUGGCAAGAUGAAGACAUCUCUACUUAUAAAAAUUUAGUUUUGGCUAUUCUUUUGAGGUUCCUUGAGAUGAAAAAUAAUCAUAGUGCAAAAAGCAUUCGCAGCUCACUCAUUUUGCUGGAGUGCUUACUUAACGGUACGGAGCGGAACUUCAAGAAAAUAGUUAUAACGCUCCUCGAGAUGUCUUCACAGUAUAUUUCACAGGGGGGGCUGGACUCUGAACUCAUAACUGUAGCAUUGCUUAACAUUGUUUCGAAUGUUUUGAGGCUGUCACAUGAAAAUGGGAUAAAACUAGAUAUCUUUGAUGAUAGCGGAACACAUUUAAAAUACGUUGAUUAUUUGGUCACAAGUGUGUCCAAUAUCGAAAGUCCCUUGAUUGUCACCUCAUAUAUGAAGCUCCUUUCAGAGAGCUUAAUAUAUUUCGAAAGUUUUAUGUUCCGAAUAAUUUUACUACUUAGUGCCUCUAUUGUUGGAUGUAUUAAGAAGCUGUUUGAGAAAGAAAAGCGUAUAGGUGGUUACUAUCAAUCUAUAUCUCUUUUAUUAGGAGGUUUAGAAGAAAUUUUAGAGGUCUCCCACAGCUUUCUUCUCACUGAAGAAAAGGAACAGUAUUUUUCAGGAAGCAGUUAUAAAGGUGAUUUCAUUCAAAGCAUGGUUUCUAACGUAUUUUCUAGCGAUUCUUCAACAAAUGAUGUCAAGAUAAAGGGUGAAAGAGACGUCAUUCUUCAGUCUUUUAGACAAGUUGUAAAUUGCUGCUUUGAAAUUUGGACCUGGGCACAUGGUCUUUACGUGGCUGAUAAAAAGAACUCCAUUAAUCAAAUGAACUACAAUUCUUAUAAGUUCAAAUUCGCAGCAAAAAAGUUACUCGAAAAACUUUUUACAUUGGAACCCAUCGAGGUCAUCGAAGAUUUAGUUCUUACCUCAUCUGAAGAAACGACCACUCUUAUUCAUGUGCUUGAUGGUAAUCGCCCAGCUUUAUCGAUUCCUUACCUCUUUGUCGGUAUCAUGCACCGACAAAACAGAAACACCUCUGUGAAACUUUCAAUCAGUGUAAACAGUUUUUUUACGACUGGUAAUCGACUUGAAUCAUCCCUUAUCAAUAAGUUAGACUCAGAGGCGCUGGUUCGGUUUUUGAUUGUAUUUGCUUCCUCUUUAGAAAAUGCUGCUAUAGAAGACUUUUACUCAGAUUUCUUUACUUUUUUCAAGGAGGUGUCGACCAACUAUAACCUUUACGAAUCUAUUUCAAAACCUAUUCUUGUGUUUGUGGUUACCAUGGCGCAAAAGCUAAGUAAGUCCAAUUUUGGCCAACAGAAGAGGAUUAGAAGAGAACUUUCAGAUUUGUUUACGAAAUAUCUUCCAAAUGCUUUGAAUGAUUCACCCUUCAACUACGUUGAUGCUCCCCAAACGUUCUCUGAUCUGGAAUCGAUUGUGGAAAAUUUACAGUAUGUUCUAAAUGAUGAGAUCGGAGGUGAUAGAUUUAAUAAUUGCAUGUCUACUAUUGUUAACCAAUGCGCCGCCCCUUAUAUUAAGAAUAGAACGGCCGAAAUUCCGGAUUUUGUUCUCAAAUUUUCUCUAGAGGUCGCCAAAACAAGUGGGAAGGUGAAAAGUUGGCGAUCCAUGAUUAAUGAUUACUUUUUCGAUGACAAAAGCUUUGCUUCUCUCGCAAAUAAUAAGUUAUGGCGACAAAUUAUUUUCGAGUGGUCUCAAUAUCCUGAUAAAAAGUCAAGUUUGAUAAAUGAUCUUUUGAGUAUUAUAGAUUCGAAGACCACAAGUAUGGCCCCCAACUUGAUAACUUUCACUGCUUGGAGCGAAUCUGAAAACGAGUCUAAAUGUCAAAGCUUCUUGAGGAUAAGUUAUUUGCUGAUGAUCUUACCAAAAAAUUAUUACUUACUGCAUUUUCAUGAUCUAGUAUCAUGUGUAUGUCAAUAUUUGUCUUCAGAGAACACCAAACUUAAAGAAAAAUGUUGGAUAUUACUCAAAGCCAUGCUUCUCAAAUUCAAUGUUUUACAUUUCAAUGAUUAUUGGUCAAUGAUCGUUUAUUGUUUGCAAACAAAUCUCCAAGCGUUUUACGAAUCGUUGCAAAUUCAAGCAGAAAUUGAUUCUGCUCAUAUUCUUCAAGUUUGCAAAACUCUAGAUCUUCUUUUAGCACUAAAUUUUGAAGGUUUUAGUGGCACCAAUGAAUGGCUAUUCGUAAUAGAUACCAUUAAUAACAUAUACAAAACCUAUCCAUUUAUGGCUUUGGUGGAUAAAAUAUACGAAUGCAAAGAAUUUCAGAUCGAUAGACGCGAUAGUACUGAACUAAUCGAUCGCACGAAGUUAAAAAUCCCCUUGCUAGUUGGAAUCAAUUCUAUCAAAAACCAUGUGCAGUUGCGAACUUUUUUCCAAAAUUUAAGCUAUGCUCACUAUGAAUAUAUAUACAGUUUGGGAGAAAUUGAUUUGCAGAUCUGUGAAGACGAUAUAUGUUCAGAUAUUUUUGCAUGA